Adineta ricciae is the source of this 607-nucleotide messenger RNA. The record is from the annotation of a GenBank genome assembly. NCBI's taxonomy places the organism in Eukaryota, Metazoa, Rotifera, Eurotatoria, Adinetida, Adinetidae.
AUGAGUACUAAUCUAAAAAACAAUGGGAUAACACGAAUUCAUCAUUCACAAUCUCAACCAUCCACGUUCAAAAUCCCUGGUCAAAGUCGUCGUUCGUUAUCUCAAGAUCAAAACUCUCGUUCACGAACAAAAGACAAACGAUCUAAAGUUAUUAUUCAUACAACGAUCCGAUCGGUAACAAAGAGUAUUAAUUCAACCAACAAUAAAUUACUCUCAGCACCGUCUCACAUUCAAGAUACAAAUCAUGAUCGGGAGAAAACACCACGACAAAAUAGCUCGCCAACAAGGACACACGAUAAAGUCGAGAGAUUUGAAGAAUACAAUCAAGGUACCUCGUCAAUAGCCAACAACCAAGCACGGCCUAAAUCUGCAGCAAUGACAACAACACCGUUUGUAAACGUAACGAUAGUCUCGACAGCAGCAACGACGAUGUCCACAACACCAUCACCAACGAUCUCGACUACAGUUUCGACAACGGCUUCAACCACGAUCUCGACUACAGUUUCGACAACGGCUUCAACCACGAUCUCGACUACAGUUUCGACAACGGCUUCAACCACGAUCUCGACUACAGUUUCGACAACGGCUUCAACCACGAUCUCGACUA